Molecule: messenger RNA, 3028 nt
Organism: Aphidius gifuensis
Lineage: Eukaryota; Metazoa; Arthropoda; Insecta; Hymenoptera; Braconidae
Product: RING finger and SPRY domain-containing protein 1-like
Exons: 7
Coding region: 796-2388 (530 amino acids)
Cellular component (GO): cytoplasm
Molecular function (GO): ubiquitin-protein transferase activity; protein binding
Source: RefSeq, a predicted model, not a curated record
AAUCUUUACAUCAAAAAAAUUAAUAGACUAGAAAAACCAUGAAAUCGUAAAAACCAUACUUGAUUUUAAUUAAGUUUAAACAACCUGUAAUUAUUUAAAAAGUAAAUAAAAAAUAAAAAGUAAAUUUUCAAAAUAACAAAUAAUAAUUAUACUGUCAAAUUGUUAUUAUUCAUAUUGUGUGUGUACAAACAAAAAAGCCAUGUGACCUUGAAUAUAUACACUGCGAAAAAUAACACAUUCACAAACAAGCAUCAUAAGUGAGUUUGCAAAAAAAAGAAAAAAAACUCCAAAAAUAAGUGAUUCACCAAGGAAAAAAAAAAUCUACUAUUAAUAAAUACAAAAACAAAAAAAAUAAAUUACAUAGUUUAUUAUUUAUCAAGCAAAAAAAGGUUAAAUUUUUUUUUAAUCAACAAAAUGUAUUAAAACCACAAACAGUAUAACCUAAAAAUAAACAAGAUAAAAAAAAGAGAUUAAAAUUAAAUUCAAGAAACAUUAAAAAACUUUUACAGUUAUAAAAAAAAAAAAUAAUAAUUAAAUUAAUAAACUACCAAAAUUUUAAAUUGAAAAUAAAAUAUCAAAUUAAUUUUGUAAAUAAAACUAAAAAAAAAACUCAAUUUUUUUCCUGUUAAAAUUGAGUUUAAAAAAAUACAUAAGACAUCUGACAUAUGAAAAAUAAACAAGCAUAAAAAAAAGCAAAUAAUAAUAAACAAUAAAUUUAUAAAAAUUAAUAAUUUAAAUGCCACGUAAAAAAUUAUGAAAAGUGUGUUAAUAAAAGGUGAAUAAAUAAGUGUGGGAAUGGGCAAUUGUUGGUGUAAAAAUAGUACUGAAGAAUCUGAGGUUUAUUGUGAUAAUAAUCAUGUAGUUAAUGAUACAACAAUUAUACCAAAUAAUUAUAAUGAUAAUAGUAUUUGUGAUGUUAAUCAGCCAAGUUUUAAAUUUCCAACAUCAGUUGAUAUUGAUAAAUAUGUUCUUGAGACUCUCAGUGUCAUUGGAGCACUUGUUGACAAUGAACAAGAGCCACCACAAGCUAUGCUAAAACUUCAUUCAAUUGCUGAUAAAGAAGAAGGCUGGAUCCAAGUUGUUAGUUCAAUGGUUAAUGUCAUUCCAAUGUUGAGUCCACUUGGUCCAUCUGUUAUAACAUUAUUGCUUGAUGAUUGUCCACUGCCAUCAAAGGAUUCAGUGUUAAAAUUAUCAGAGAUGUUUCAAUUAUCACAAAAAACUGAUAGACUGCAAACAACACCAACACAACAGAGAAAUAUAUGUGUUGUACUUGGUUGCAUUGCUGAAAAAUUAGCUGGACCAAGUAGCAUAGCAGUUUUAUCAAAUGCAACAUUAGAUUAUCUUAUAAAUAAUCUGAAAAAAGACAUUGAACCUUAUGUAGUACUUUAUUCAUUAAUUGCAUUGGAAAAAUUUGCCCAAACAAGUGAAAAUAAAUUGACAAUACAAAAAAGAUUAUUAGCUGAAAUAAAUAAUCCAUUAUUGUUAUUAGAAAAAUGGGUUGAUGAAAAAAAUUAUGUUAAACGUCAAGUUGGAUUUUCUGCACAAUGGUGUUUGGAUAAUUUAUUUUUAAUUGAUGGAAGAAAAUAUUCACAUGAUACUGUUGAUUUAACUGGUAUUAAUGUCAUGUUAAAUACAAGGGAUGUUAGUGAGUAUUUAAAAAUAUCACCAAAUGGUCUUGAAGCACGUUGUGAUGCAUCAUCAUUUGAAAGUGUUAGAUGUACAUUUCAAGUUGACAGUGAUGUAUGGUAUUAUGAGACUCUCAUUAUGACAACUGGUGUCAUGCAAAUUGGAUGGGCAACAAAAGAUAGUACAUUUUUAAAUCAUGAAGGAUAUGGUAUUGGUGAUGAUGUUUAUUCAUUAUCAUGUGAUGGAUGUCGUAGAUUAAUUUGGCACAAUGCUAGAAGUGAAAAAUAUCAUGAUCGACCACCUUGGAAAGCUGGUGAUGUACUUGGUUGUCUACUUGAUUUUAAUAAAUUAGAAAUUAUAUUUUCAAUUAAUGGAGUACCACUUAAACCUUGUGUACAAGUAUUUAAAACAGCAAAAUCUGGAUUUUUUGCUGCUGCAAGUUUUAUGUCAUUUCAACAAUGUCUAUUUAAUUUUGGUAAUGUACCAUUUAAAUAUCCACCAACUGAUCGUGAAUUCAAAAAAUUUAAUGAUCAUGCUGUAUUAAAUCCAGAGGAUAAAAUUGUUUUACCACGUCAUAUUUAUCUGGAUCAAUUACGUAAAAUGAGUGUUAGAGAAGAUUCAUGUACACUUUGUUACGAUCAAAAAGCAUCUGUUCGUCUUUUACCCUGCAAACAUCGGGGUUUUUGCAAAACUUGUCCGUUGCAAUUAAUUGAGUGUCCAAUGUGUCGAGCAACUAUCAAAGAAGUUGCUGCUGAUGAUUAAUAUUAAUUAUUUAUUAUAAAGCAAUUGAUACCUCUGAAAAAUAAUAACAAUACUACAUUCGAUAAAAUUUGAAGAAACAAAAAAAAAAUAAUAACAAUAAUAUCAAUUAACAUUGCAUUUUGAUAAUGCAUUUUUUUUAUUAUUAUUAUUUUUUUUUCUUCUUAUCACGAGUGGUAAGUGUAACCAGUAUUUUCAUCGAACAGAAAAACUAAAAAAAAAAUAUAUUUUUUUGCUUAUUAAUCAUAAAAAAUUAUAAAUAUAUAAAAAAAAAAAUAUUUAAUUAUAAAACGAAAUUAAAAAAAAAAAAAAAAAAAAAAGUAAAGAACCAAUGUGAAGAAUAGAAUGGACUGAAUUUAAAAAUGUGCUUCAAAUUAUUAUUGAUUUUCUAAUUUUUUUUAUUAGAAAAAAAAAGAUUCUUUUUGAUAAUUUAAAUUAUUUUUAUAAUUUUUUCUUUAUUUUAAAUUACUAAAUGAUUAUUUUGAUUUUUUUUUUUUGUUAAAUAUUCCAUGGAAAUAAAAAUUUACCAUAUUUCUAAUUUAUAUUUGGAAAAAAUAAAAUUAUUGUAUAUUAUUAAUAUUGAAAGAGAAAUUUAACAUUUCAAUUUUUUAUUUAUUAAAUUAAUUUUCUUAUUGAAAAAAAA